Messenger RNA from Phragmites australis (common reed), 1282 nucleotides. Its product is annotated as putative disease resistance protein RGA3. Gene Ontology annotation, biological process: defense response to fungus. The record is from RefSeq and is a predicted model, not a curated record. The transcript has 3 exons. Bases 121 to 1089 code for a protein of 322 amino acids. NCBI's taxonomy places the organism in Eukaryota, Viridiplantae, Streptophyta, Magnoliopsida, Poales, Poaceae. Gene Ontology annotation, molecular function: ADP binding.
UUAUCGCUUCCAGACGGGAGGUCAAAAGGACAAAAUUUGGCAAAGUCCACCACCGACGGACGGUGCGAGAGAGGGAGAGAGCGCUGUGGUGGCCGCGGCGAAGAAGCUUGGCAGCCGUCGAUGGCGGGCGUGGAAGUGAUGGUCGCCUCGGCGGUCGUGAAGGAGGCCAUCCGGGGCCUCGCGGCGGCCGCUGGGGGCCCGAUGGCCAAGCUGUGGAGGAGCUGCAAGGCUGACCUGGAGGACAUGCGAUCCACCCUCUCCCUGCUCGAGGCGGGCUUCAGGGACGCUGAGCAGCGGUCCGGGAGCGAGGAGGGGGUGCGCGUGUGGCUGGGGCAGCUCAAGGCCGUCGCGCGAGACAUCUCCGCCGUUCUCGACCAGCCGCCGCCGCCGCCGUGGAAGGUAUUUGCGAAACUUAGUUUGGUUAACAAGAUAGAGGAGCUAAAGGAGAAACUGAAGGUGGUGGAAGAGAAACGCCGUAUAUUUGGGUUCAGUUUGUAUAAUAGCGCAAUCAAUGAAAAUGUGGUUGCAAAAAGGGAAACAGUAGCAUGUAUGGACGAUGAAUUUACUAUCGUUGGAUGGUCAGGAGAGAGAGAUGAGAUAAUAAGGCUUCUACUACAGUCUGAAGAAAACUUGACUAUUAUUCCUAUUGUUGGCCUUGGAGGCAUUGGUAAGACCACUUUGGCAAAAUUGGUUUUCAGUGACAGUAGAAUGCAAGAUUUUGAGGGGAAGGCAUGGAUCCAUGUGUCCCAAAAGUUUCAUUUGGGAAGAAUAGGAAAAGCUAUUGUAUCACAAUUUGAAGGUACUGCUGAUGACUUUGAUGAUCUGCAGUCUCUGUAUAAUCAGCUAGAAAUCAUUUCUAGUGGCAAGAGGUGCUUAAUUGUGUUGGAUGACUUGUGGGAGAAUGACAUUGAACUGUUACGCAAACUGAAACUCAUGUUAAGAUGUGGAAAGAAAGGGAGCAUGAUACAUGUCAUUGUGACAACACGCAAUAAAGAAAUUGCUCAGGAAAUGUCUACACUUGGUUCAUAUAAACUAGGACCUUUGUCCGAUGAUAAUUGCUGGGAUGUGUUCAAGGAAAUUUCUUUUUGAUGGGCAAAUGAACAAGAUUUACAUGUGCUAGAAGCUGUUGGAAGGGACAUUGCCAAAAAGUGCAAAGGCUUACCCUUGGCUGCUCAUGCUGUUGGAUCCAUGCUUCGCAAUGAAAAUGUUGAUUUCUGGAAAGCUGCCAGAGAUAGUAACACUUGGGAUCAGUGCUCAUCUCACGACAAUGUAUUGCCAUCGU